AUGAGCACAACUCAGAGGUCAGAAAGUAUGAACGCGUUCUUCGAUGGGUUUGUGCAUUCUGGUACGAUGUUGAAAGAAUUUAUCGACCAGUUUGACAAUGCUCUCAGGAAGAAGGUGGAGCUCGAGACGACAGCUGAUUUCAACUCCUCAAACCAAACCAUCCCAUGUUCAUCCGCAUUCUGCAUUGAGAAGCAGUUUCAAGCGGUUUAUACGAGUGCAAAAUUUAAAGAGGUCCAAAAAGAGGUGUGGGGAAUGAUUUUAUGUAACUGCAUACUCAUCAGCAAGGAGGGGAGCAUUUCCACGUAUGAUAUUUUGGAUGAAAUUACCACUGAUGAUGACCAUGUCAAGAGCGUCAAGUACACUGUUUACUUUAACGAGGAGGAGGUUGAUGUGAAAUGCACAUGUGCGUUGUUCGAGAUGAGGGGGAUCGUGUGUAGACAUGCAUUGAACGUUUUCUAG
This is a messenger RNA of Carya illinoinensis, 459 nucleotides long. RefSeq names its product protein FAR-RED ELONGATED HYPOCOTYL 3-like. The coding region runs from base 1 to 459 and encodes 152 amino acids. Gene Ontology annotation, biological process: regulation of DNA-templated transcription. The record is from RefSeq and is a predicted model, not a curated record. The transcript has a single exon. Lineage: Eukaryota; Viridiplantae; Streptophyta; Magnoliopsida; Fagales; Juglandaceae. Gene Ontology annotation, molecular function: zinc ion binding.